AUGGCUAUCGAAGUCGUCCUCCCCGGAGAGGAGCUACCUGGAUCGUUGCUAGAGCAAACCCAGAACCACAAGAGACCCCUCACGCUUGGCCCUGGCCUACGUCACAUUCCGCCGUCGACCAUCACCACCACCGUCGCCGGCUCCCUCAGCAUUGAUAGCCGCAAGAAUGCCGUCUGGGUUGAGCGCAACGGCGGUCGCUACGUGCCCACUCAAAACGACCUCGUAGUCGCAACAGUUCACCACUCGUCGGUCGAAAUGUACGCUUGCACGAUAACACCUUACACUCCCCAAGCCACCCUGCCGCAUCUCGCAUUCGAAGGCGCUACGAAAAAGACCCGCCCGCAGCUUGCGCCCGGCGCCCUUGUCUACGCCCGCGUCAGCGCUGCCAGUAAGCACAUGGAGCCGGAGUUGGAGUGUGUGUCGGCAACGACGGGGAGGUCGGACGGAUUAGGUCCACUCAAGGGAGGGAUGCUCUUCGAGAUCAGUUUGGGUAUGGCAAGAAGGUUAUUGAUGCCCACGGGAAAGAAAGAUGCAGGCGAAGGCGGUCCGGGGAAGGUUAUCGUACUGGACGAGCUGGCAGAGAGGGUCCGAUUCGAGAUUGCGGUCGGCAGGAAUGGAAGAGUGUGGGUCAGCAGCGAGGAGGGGGGUGUCAAGGUUGUCCUGGCGGUGGGGAAGGCGCUUACGGAAACCGAUGAAAAGGGCCUGGGCGUCGAAGGCCAGAGAGAUUUGGUUGCAAAGCUGUUGAAGGGGCUGUAG
Molecule: messenger RNA, 756 nt
Organism: Diplodia corticola
Lineage: Eukaryota; Fungi; Ascomycota; Dothideomycetes; Botryosphaeriales; Botryosphaeriaceae
Product: exosome complex exonuclease rrp40
Exons: 2
Coding region: 1-756 (251 amino acids)
Biological process (GO): TRAMP-dependent tRNA surveillance pathway; poly(A)-dependent snoRNA 3'-end processing; CUT catabolic process
Cellular component (GO): nuclear exosome (RNase complex); cytoplasmic exosome (RNase complex)
Molecular function (GO): RNA binding
Source: RefSeq, a predicted model, not a curated record